Aspergillus clavatus NRRL 1 is the source of this 753-nucleotide messenger RNA. RefSeq names its product bZIP transcription factor JlbA/IDI-4. Gene Ontology annotation, biological process: regulation of transcription by RNA polymerase II. Gene Ontology annotation, cellular component: nucleus. The record is from RefSeq and is a predicted model, not a curated record. The transcript has 2 exons. Gene Ontology annotation, molecular function: RNA polymerase II cis-regulatory region sequence-specific DNA binding; DNA-binding transcription factor activity, RNA polymerase II-specific. NCBI's taxonomy places the organism in Eukaryota, Fungi, Ascomycota, Eurotiomycetes, Eurotiales, Aspergillaceae. The coding region runs from base 1 to 753 and encodes 250 amino acids.
AUGUCCGUCACCGCCAUAUCUGUGCAGGUGGCCCGCCAGACCGUCCGAGCCUUCUUCCAGCCUCAGCGGCAGGAUGGGCAUCUCCAUCCUCAUCCGCAUUCGCUCUCUGUCUCUUCUUCUUCUUCUCCGUUUGACGACCCUACUGCUUCCUUUUGUUCGGCGCCGUUUGUCUUUUCCGAAUCUGAUUUUGCCACCGCAUUUCCUACGCUCGACGCCUUCUACGAUACCGACCCUUCUGCCUUCCUGCCGUCCGACGUGGAUUACCAGAGUCUGACUACUGGAUCCUCCAACUCACCAUAUGACUUGCCCCUCGAGAGCUUCGCUCCCGCCCAGGCUCCCGUUUCCAUCGACUUCACCGCCAUCCCGGCGCCCCCGCUUCUCGACAUGAACGACGCCAUGAAUUUCUUCCAUGAAUCCCCCGACACGGACUCGUCCGAUACCCAGCUCGACGCGUCAACUGCGGCGCUCCUUCUACCGUCCCAGCCCCAAUUCCAGGCCCAGGCCCAAGCCCUGUCCCGAUCCGUCACACGCUCGGAUGACAAGUCGCCCAAGGAGUCGUCCAACCGCGUCUCGAAGCGCCAGCUGAACACCAUGGCAGCGCGACGGUACCGUCAGCGCCGAGUCGACCGCAUGAACCAACUGGAGGCGGAACUGGAGCAGGUGAAGCGCGAGCGAGACGAGUUGAAGAUGCGGGUGUCCAAGCUGGAGGGGGAGACGGAUGCGUUGCGAGGACUGUUGAAGACGAAGAAGUAG